GGAACUAUCUUUUUCUAAUUAGCAGUGACGUUCGGGUACAAUACCCCUGUUUUGAAACCCCAAUGUGACAGAACUCAUCAAGGAUACUCAGCAAAACCAACCAUACAGCUGGACUGGUUGCUACAGGCACUUAGUUCACGCACUGUGAAUUCAGACACCAUUUGGGCAAUUUAAGUGUAUGGACAGUGGAGAAUUCCAGUUUAAGAAGAAACCUGUUCUGAAGUUGCUGUGAUUUUCGUUCUCUCUCUGCUCACAAUGGCAGAAACCUUUGGGUUCAUGACAUCUCGUGAACCCCAUCCCCAGAAUCUUAUGGCGAAGGCUCUCUACGACAACAAGGCAGAGACACCUGAUGAGCUUGCGUUCCGUAAGGGUGAAAUACUAACGGUGAUAGAACAGAACAUCAAGGGGGACGAAGGUUGGUGGCGGUGCUCCCUGCAUGGCCGGCAAGGCAUUGUACCCGGAAAUCGCCUGCAACUGCUCACUGGAUUGCAGUAUGACAGCCCAUCCCUGUACUCCACUAACUGCUCGGCACUGCGCAGGCCGCCUCAGCAAGAUAUUUACCAGAUACCAACGAUGCAGCAUCAUAGCUCACUGUCUGGGCUGGGAGACAAUGACUACCAGGUACCAUCAAGACCUCAGUCUUAUGGUCCGCAUUAUCAAAUGCCAGGGUCACCUGGCGAGUGCUGUUGGGACAGAGGACAGGCACCUCCACAACAGGCGCUUACACUUCCCAGAAUGGGCCAUGCAUACAACGUGAACUCCAGGUCAGCAUCAUUUGCAGAUGUGUAUGAUAUCCCAACAUCCCACUUUUCCAGAAUGCAGGACAGCCAGAUGCCUGGUAGUCCUGUGGUGGUCAGAAAGUAUUCCAUGUUCCAAACGGAGGGAGAGAGAAAACUAAUCCAGCAGCUGUAUGACACUCCAUUGAGUUUCGAGAAGACCGGAGCUGCAAAAGAUGGCCAGGUGUACGAUGUGCCCCCACGGAUGUUCCCGAAUGGAGAGCCCGGUCCCUACCCCGGUCUGGGGUCGGUGGGCAGGGAGAUGCCCGGAUUCGGCAAGCUGCAAUGGGAUGGGAAGCAGGAGUGGAGAGCCCAGAAGCAGGCGGUGUACGACGUGCCGGUGUGCCACGAGGAGGUGGCAAGACCGCAGACGCCCAGCCGGCCACAAACGCUGUCCUCCAGGCAGGCACUGUACGACAUACCAAACCCAGGGGGUAGCCGGCUGUAUGGCAGCCCGCCAGCGCAAGAUGGCCCCGACCUCUACGAUGUGCCCACUGGCCUCCCGAAGCUGGGGGCUGCUCCACCCAGAUCCCAGGCCAUCUAUGACCUGCCAAGAGGAAUCCCACCCGACAAGAGGGACCCGGCCGCUGCUGGGCCCGUCUACGACAUCCCACUUCCGGUGGACCAGUUGGGGCGGGACGGCCAGGGGCCGGAACGUUGGCACAGCACGCUCGCUGCCUCUCCGGACUCGCCUGCCCCUCCGGCCGCACCCGGGCAUGCGGCCACCUCUCCAGCCUCGUCCAAGAGCCCGGCUGCCUCUCCAACCAUGCCGCAGAAUCCUGCCACACCUCUGACCAUAUCCCAUCGUCCACGUCCGUCUCCAGCUCCGGCUACGCCCCCGCGUCCAAAUUCCUCUUCGGCCGUCCCCCACCUUCCGACCGCAGCGCCGGCAGUGCCCCAGCGCCCGGCCUCCUUCCCGGCCUCGACCCAGUGCCAGACCUCCGUCCCACCUGAACUGCAGUCACCGUCCCCCACCACGCAUGGCCCUCCCACUAAGGAGAUCCGGUUGGGCGCGGAGGAGGCAGCCAGCACCCUGACCCAGCUGCAGCAGCGGGUGUCAGAGUCGGUGGCUGCCAUCAUGGUGUUCGUAAGCCGAGAGUGGCGCAGGCGGGACCUCCUGCAGGAGCACCUGGCGCAGGUGGAGGUGGCGGCCGAUGGUGUGCUGAGCACCCUGGCCGACUUCCUGGGCUUUGUUCGGGGGGUGCGGGUCAACGCCGGCCGGCUGACUGACGCCAACCUGCACGGCCGCCUCUGCAAGCAGCUGGGGGAGGUGGAGGAGUCGCACCGGACGCUGCUGGAGGCCGGCCAGCAGCUGACUGCCUGCGGGUGGGCGCUGGACGCCCUCGUGGUCAGCAGCCCCCUGGCCACUCCCGACCACCUCGACUGCUUUGUAAAUGUCGCCCGCACUGUGCCCGACGACGUGAAGCGCCUGGUCUCCAUCAUCAUUGCCAAUGGCAAACUGCUCUUCCCCCUGUGUCGGCAAGGAAACACCGAGGACUUGCCACGUCCGCAGAGGAAGCCCAACCUGGGCCUCUUCAGGUACAAAGCACCGGUGCCCACACCACCCUGCAGGGAGCAGAAAGCGAAGCCCAGCCCUCAAAGCCAGGCAGAAGAUCCUGACUACGCCCAGUUACAGAAGAAGGAAGAAUUUGAAAGGCAGGAGAAGGAAAAGGAGAAUAUCCGGCAGAGAGAGAAGGAGAGUUUCAAACAGAAAAAGCUCCAACUAGAGCGACAGAUGUCGGAAGUGAAGAUUCGAAGGCCUGGGGAUGUCUGUGUUAAGCCAAGUCCAGAAGUGAUCCAGUCUUCAUUCCCCAGCUUUGAGUUAUGCAGAACAUACUUAAGUGCCCUGCAGAAAGCCAUCACGUCCUUCAUUGACACCAUCAAUGGGAAGCAGCCAGCUGAGGUUUUGAUCAAAAACAGCAAGGUUGUAAUAAGGAUCGGCCAGAAACUGGUGGACACCUUGUGCCAGGACACUGGGCAAAAGAACAUUCACAAAGAGGUGCUCAGCAGAAGCAAUCAGUUCUGUGGCUGCAUGAAGAAGUUUGCCAUGGCAACCAAGAACGCAGUGAUGCAGCCGAACCCGACCGCGGUGCGGGAAAUGAAAGAGCAGGUGGUGGAACUGCGCCAUCAGGCCGAUCAGCUCAGGUUCUUCUUAGAACGGAAUGCUGCCUCAUAACGGGGCAAAAUGAAACAAGGGAGGGCUUCCUGUGCAGAAGUCUGCUUCAGAAAUAUGCCCUUGCUGUGAAUGAGACCAUGUACCCUGUCUCUUGUUGUUUUAUUCCAACCAGCUUUUAUUUUCAGAAGAUCAACUGUGGUGAAGAUGAAAAUAACCUCCUUUAUCAUUAACCUCAUAAACUCACAGUGUUAUUUCAGUGUUGAAUGGUUCUUGUGUGCCUUGCAGUAAUGUUAAAGAAAAUUAACUCUUUGUUCAGCCUAGUGAAGUACAUAUGGACGUUUAUUAGAAAGGAGGAUGAGAUUUGUUUCAAGGUUGGAACAUCAUCUCUGUGCAUCAGUCGUCUAUUGUAUCUUAUUGUAACUUGUAAUAUCACAUUCAGAUGGUUCCGUCCUCACCACUCCAAUAAUGUGUGUCAGUUUCAACUGUUGUAAUUAUUACAGAAAAUAAAUUACAUAACAAAGGUCUAAAAUCUAGGCUACCUUUAGCAAACAAAUUCUCAGCUCAGUACCUUGGUUACAGAUUUCUAAUUCCAGAAAUACAAUUCUGUAAUUCGCAUCAUUAAGGAAAUAAUGCUAAGUUCUAGCUGCAGAGGGGCAAUACACAACAGAAGACCAUAAGGCAAAGGAUUAGGCCAUUUGGCCCAGCAAGUCUGUUCUGCCAUUCUAUCAUGCCUGAUUUACUAUUCCUCUCAACCCACUCUCCCUGUAACCUUUGACACCCUGACUAGCCAAGAAUGUAUCAACCUCUGCUUUAAACAUACACAGUGACUUGGCUUCCAUAGCUGGACAAUGCAAUGAAUUCCACAGAUUUGUCACCUCCUGACUAAAGAAAUUUCUUCUCAUUUCUGUUCUAGAUGGAUGUCCCUCUAUUCUGAGGCUGUGCCCUCUGGCCCUAGACUCAGCCACGAUAGGAAACAUCCUCUCCACAUCCACUCUAUCUAGGCCUUUCAAAAUUUGAUAAGUUUCAAUACUUAUUCCCACCCCCCCCCCAUUUCCUUAAACUACUGCAAGUAUAGGCCCAGAGCCAUCAACCGCUUCUCAUAUCCCUUUCAUAUCUCAUCAACCCUUUCAUCUCCGGAAUUAUUCCUCUGGACCCUCUCCAAUGCCAAUCUUUUCUCAGAUAAGGAGCACAAAACUGUUCACAAUACUCCAAGUGUGGUCUGACCAAUGCCUUAUAAAACCUCAACAUCAUAUCCUUGAUCCAGUCCGGCCCUUCGAGCUGCUGUACUCAGCAAUCUCCUGAUUUAAUCCUACCUGAACUCAGGACAAUUUACAAUGACCAAUUAACCUGCUAACUGUUAUGACUUUGGAUUGUGGGAGGAGUUUGGAAGAAACCCAUGCAGUCACAGGAAAAGUGUGCACACUCUUUAUAGGCAGCAGCAGGAAUUGAACCCAGGUCACUGAUAUUGUAAAGUGUUGUGCUAAUGCCUUUACUACCAUACUGCCCCAAAAUAGUUUAUGCCUUUCUUCUGUCUACCAAAGAGCACGGCCAUAUACUUCCCUACACUAUAUUCUAUCUGCCACUUCAUUGCCAAUUCUCUCAACCUGUCCAAGUCAUCCUGCAGACUCCCAGCUUCCUCAACACUACCUGCGCCUCCAUCUGACUUUGUAUCAUCUGCAAACUUGACCACUAGGACAUAAAUUCUGUCAAACAAACUGUUGACCUAUUAUGUGAAAAGAAGAGGUCCCAAUACUGACCCCUGAAGAACACCACUAGUCACUGACAGCCAACCAGAAAAUGCCCCCGUUAUUCCUACUCUUUGCCUCCUGCCAAUCAGCUAAUCUAUCCAUGCUAGUGUCUUUUCUGUAAGCCCAUAGGUUUUUAUCUUGUUAAGCAGCCUCAUGUGAUGCACCUUGACAAAGGCCUUUUGACAAUCCAGUAAACAACAUCCUCCAACUUUCCGUUGUCUAUUCUGCCUGUUAUUUCCUCAAACAACUCCGACAGAUUUGUCAGGCAAGAUUUCUUCUUUUAAAAACUAUGCUGACUUUGGCCUAUUUUAUCAUAUGCCUCCAAGUACUUCAAAACCUCACCCUUAAUAAUGGACUCCAACAUUGUUCCAACCACUGAGGUCAGGUUAACUGGCCUAUAAUUUCCUUUCUUCUGCCUCAUUCUCUUCUAAAGAAUGGAGUGAUAUUUGCAACUAUCCAGUCCUCUGGAACCAUUCAAAACUCUAGUGAUUCUUGAAAAAUCAUUACUAAUGCCUCCACAGUUUCUUCAGUGACCUCUUUCAGAACUCUGGGGUGUAGUCCAUCUGGUCCAGGUGACUUAUCUCCCUUCAGACCUUCAGCUUCUCAAGCACCUUCUUCUCAGUAAUAACAACUACAGUCAUUUCUGCCCCCAGACACUCUCAAAUUUCUGGUAUACUGCUAGUGUUUUCCACAGUGGAGACUGACGCAAAAUACAUAUUAAGUUCAUCUGCCUGUUCUUUGUUUCUCAUUACUACCUCUCCAGCGUCAUUUUCCAGCGGUCCAAAAUCGACUCUCACCUCCCUGUAACUCUUUAUAUAUCUGAAAAAUCUUUUGGUAUCCUCUUUGAUAUCUCUGGCUAACUUAUCUAUUGCUCCUCUCUCUCCUCAUGUUGUUUUUAGUUGCCCUCUGUUGGUUUUUAAAAGCUUCCCAAUCCUCUAAUUCCCCACUAAUUUUGCUGCACUAUAUGCCUUCUGUUUUGCUCAUAUUCCAUCUUUGACUUCCCUUAUCAUCUAUGUUUGUCGCAUCCUCCAUUUAGAAUAUUUCUUCAGCUUUGGGAUGUCUCUAUCCUGCUCCUUACAAAUGGCCCCCAGAAACUCCAGCCAUUGCUGUUCUGCCAUCAUCUCUACUAGUGUUUCCUUUCAAACAACUUCGGCCAGCUCCUCUCCCAUGCCUCUGUAAUUCCUUUUACUCUGCUGUAUUACUGAUACAUCUGCUUUUAUCUUCCCCCUCUCAAAAUGCAGGGCAAAUUCUAUCACAUUAUAUUCAUUGUCUCCUAGGGGUUCCUCUAUCUUAAGCUCUCUGAUCAAAUCUGGUUCAUCACUCAACACCCAAUCCAGAAUUGCCUUUCCCCUUGUGGGCUCAACAACAACCUGCUCAAAAAAACCAACUCUUAGGCAUUCUACAAAUUCCCUCUCUUGGGAUCGAGCACCAACCUGAUUUUCCCAAUCUACCUGCAAAUAGAAAUCCCCCAUGAAUAUUAUAACAUUGCCCAUUUAACAUGACUUUUUAACAUCCCAUUGUAAUUUAUUACCCACAUUGUAGCUACUGAUUGGAGACCAGAGUGUAACUCUCGCCCGAAUCUUUGUACUCUUGCAGUUUCUUUACUCUACCCCCAAGGAUUCUUUUUUUUCUCUAUUUUUUUGGGAGGAGUUUAGCAAACAGAUAAUAUAAAAGAUGUAUAAACAGCAAUAAUAAAAACAGAAAGUAUAUAAUGUCAAAAUCAAAUAGGUAAAAUAUUACGCUGUUAUAUAUACAAUGGUCAAAAGAAAACUACAACUCCUCAUAGCAAUCAUAAAAAAAGAUUGGAAAUUUUAUUUGAUAAAGGGAAAAAAACCCACUAACUAAACUGCAGUAAGAAAAAGAGAAAGAAAAAAAAAGAAAAAGAAAGAUUGGGCUGUCCAAUUGAGGAUAAAAUUUUAAAAAAGAGAGAAGAAACAUCCUUCCAGUCAUCUCCGAACCUUCACAGAUAAAGAUUUUCCCCAAAAGAGAAUAAAGAUAGAUAGAUAGAUAAAUAAAUAAAUAGAUUGAUUUGAUCAUAUGAAAAUAUUGAAUAAAGGGUCAGCAGACUUGUUCAAUAUUAAAGGAUUGUAUCAAAUGUCUGGCUUCUAAUUUUCUCCAGGCUUAGACAUGACACAAUGGAGGAGAGCCAAUAGAAAACAGAAGGUGGGUUAGAUUCUUUCCAGUGUAGCAAAAUAGCUCUCCUAGCCAGUAAAGUUGAAAAAGCUAUCACAUGUGGAGCGGAAGCAGACACUUUGCUUACUUCCUCUGGAAUUAUCCCAAAAAUUGCUGUAAACAAAAAAAGGAUUCUACAUCUUCUGAUCCUAUAUCACCUUUCUCCAAGAAUUUGAUUUCAUUUUUUACCAACAGAGCCACAACACCCACCCCUGUAUACCUGCCUGUCCUUUCGAUACAAGGUGUAUCCUUGGAUGUUAAGCUCCCAACCUUGAUCUUCUUUCUGUCACGUCUCUGUGUUGCUUACAACAUCAUACCUGCCAAUCUCUAACCACGCCACAAGAUCAUCUGCCUUAUUCCACCACCUAGUGGUUAAGGCUUUGGGCUGGUGAUCAGAAGGUCGUUAGUUUGAGCCUCGGCCGAGGCACCGUGUGUGUCCUUGAGUAAGGCACUUAACCACACACUGCUCGGUACAUUUAUAGCCCAUUGGCAGCGGUUUGUGCAGUAUGGACAAGACAAGGCAUACUGUCUUCUGUCCUAUACUCAGCACCCUUUUCAAUAUUGCCCCGGGUUACACUUCACCUUGUCCCACUGCCUGCAAUUUUGCCCCGUUACCUCUCUGUCGAUCCUUACAGUCUCAUUAACCACUGCAUCAACUUGUAAACCAACUGCCCCAUCCUCAGCCCUAUCACUUCAGUUCCCAUUGCUUAGGGGAAACACUUCAGUUCCCACCAGCUUAGGGGAAACACUCCUUAAUAGCUCGAGCAAACCUUCCCACAAGGAUAUUGGUCCUCCUCAAGUUCAGGUGUAACCCAUCCUUUUUAUAAGGCUCAUACCUACCUCAGAAGAGAUCCCAUUGAUUCAUAAACCUAAAACCCUGCCCCUUGCACCACUUCUUCAAGCCAGUCAUUCAUCUAUACCAUCUUCCUACUCCUUCCCUGAUUAGCACGCAGCACUAAUAAUCCAGGGAUUACUACCUUGGAUUUCCUGCACCUCGGCCUUUUCCCAAACUCCCUAUACUCACUGCACAGGACCUUCCUACCUAUGUCAUUGGUGCCAAUGUGCACGAUGAGCUCUGGCUGUUCACUGACCUUCUUGAGAAUCUUCUGCUGCCACCCUGAGGCAUCCUAGACCCUGGUACCUCAGAGGCAUCAUGCCAUCCUGGCUUCUCUUUUACAGCCUCAGAAUCUCCUGUGUGUCCUCCUAACUAUCGAGUCUCCUAUCAUUAAUGCUCUGCCUGAUUUUACCCUUCCCUGUUGCACCUCAGAACCAAUUAGUACCAAGACUCCUGACCCCUCCCCCUUUAGAAUGCUGUGGACCCAGUUUGAGAUAUCCCUGACCCUGGCACCUGGGAGGCUACAUACCAUCUGGGUGUCUCUAUCAUGUCCACAGAGUCUUGUGUCUACUCCUCUAACUAUGGACUUCCCUGUCUCUACUGUAGCCCUCUUCUCUCCCCUUCUCUUCUGGGCCACAACACCAGAAUCAGUGCCAGAGGCCCGGUCACUGUCCCCCCCCCCCAAGUAGGUCAUCCCCCUCAACAUAUUCCAAAGCAAUAUUCUUAUUAUUGAGCAGAAUGCCCACAGGGGUACUCUGCACUUGCUGCCCAUUUCCUUUCCCUCUCCUGACUGUCACCCAAGUACCUGUCUCCUGUAUCUUAGGGGAGGCUACCUCCUUGUACCUCCUAUCUUUCAUCUCCUCAGUUUUCCAUUGAGCUGAAGGUCAUCAAGCUGCAGCUCUGUGGAACUGAUGCAGGUGUGGUGAUCUGGGAGGCUGGAGGUCUCCCAGAAUCACUACAUUUCACACAAUGAACAUGACACAACCCCGGAAGCCAUUCCCACUGCACUAAGAAUGCAGAAGAAGAAAUUCAACUUGCCCAAGCCUGUUGAGCCCAAGCCUCUGCACUCUAAUACUGGUCCAUUUGUAGAACGGCUGCCCUGCUUGUCCUUAUUUUUAUUUGCCAUCGCUACUGAAUUGUGAUUCAAUGGGGCCUCUGGAAAAGGCCCGAGAACACUUCUUUUUAAACCUCUCGCCCUGUCCUGUGUGUAGCUUCCUCUCUCAAUUCGAUUGGGCUGCCUAGAGAGAGUAGAAAGCCAGCUGACCCCUGAACUCAUUGAUUAUCAUACCUUGUAUAAUUCUUACCUGGUGUUUUUCCUUAGCUUGCCAUGGGUUUGUCUAAUUUGAGGUAUACACUAAGUGCUAGAAGCAGAGAUAGGUCCAGGUUCGAUCAGAAACCUGUGGGGUGUGAAUGGAAAAAUAAAUGUCAUGCCUCUGUGAAAAUGGAGGAGUAGAGACAAAGAAUGCAUAUUCUUAACCACUCCUUUAAAAUAUCCUUGCUUGCUUGGGUGACACCUGAUUAACUUAUUUACAGAUACAGCACAGUAAAAGGCUGUUCAAGACUAACCAGUCUGCACUGCUCAAUUACACACAUGUGACCAAUUAACCUACCACCCUAUACAUCUUUGGAAUGUGGGAGGAAACCGGAGCACCCGGAGGAAAUCCACAUGGUCACAAGGAGACCAUUCACACUCCUGACAGACUGCUGGCACUGCAAUAGCAUCAUGAUAGCAAGUUCAGUUAUGAUGCAUAUCGUUGUUAAAUAUCUGGCCAACAUGCUUCAUCUAGAUUCACAUGAAGAAUUUCAGUGCAAUCUCCACUUGAGGGAAGUUGGGAGAUAGAUGGGGAAAAGGGAUAUCAACUUGCUUAUAUCACUUAAAUACACAACACAGGAUAAGGGAAAAGUAGCUCCAUGAUGUCUAGGUAAGAUACAAGCUGAAGUUACAGAUACUCCUGUUUCGGUUUCCCUAAAACUGAAAUACUCCAGGCAAUACUGGAAGCUUGAAGUUGACCAGCGAUGUAAGGGGAUUUCACCAAAGCACACUGCAAAAUACUGUUCAAAGAUUCCUGCAUAAAAUUAGAAUAGUUCAAAGAAUAUAUUAAUUCCUGUACAAGCUGCACAUGAAAUAACUCAGUGUAACAGUAAUAAUUAAAAAGUUCACUUUGAAAAUGUGCAGUUUAAAAAAAAUAGAUCUUUUCAACAGUGAUUUUUGAAAAAAAUGACCAGUCACAUUCCUGACCACUGACCAGUCAGCUUUUAAUAAGCUCCCAUAUGAGGAGUUCAGGACUUUGUGCCUGUGAGAGUGAAAUAUAUGAAUGGCUUAGUUUGGGAGUCUUCAAUGACAAGAAGGCUAGACAAAGAGAAAAAGAAGUAGAUGUAAGAUUUAGGAAGCUGAAACUGGAUAAGGGGCUUCAAUGAAAUAACUUAAGGAAUUAGGAGAGCUAAAAAGGGUCAUGAAAUAUCCUUGGCACUUAGGAUUAAGGAAAAUUCCAAUGUGCUGUAUACAUAACUUAAGGAGUAAGAGAGUAGAAAAGGGUAGUACCAAAGAUGAUACAGGAGGGAAUUUACGUAUGGAGCCAGAAAAAACAGGCAAGGUUCACACUUGUAUUCACUAAGGAGAAGUAUGUGCUUGAUGAUGAGAUUUAGGUUUAUAUUCAAAGGCAUGUCAAUUCUAGAAAGAGGAGGCAUUAGGUGUAUUGAAAAAGAAUCAUUAAAGUGGAUGGAAUCUAUUUCAGGAGACUAACAGAGGCAAGAGAGGAGAGCAUUGAUAAGGUUGAGUCUUUUUCCAGGAUCGGAAAUGUCGACUGCUAGAGAACACAGCUUUCAUGCAAGAGUGGGAUGCUCAAAGGUGAUUUGCAAAGCAAACUUUUUACAUGGAGAACGUUAGGUACCUGGAUGAGGAGGUGGUGGAAGCAAAUGCAAUAGCAAAGCUUUUAGACAGGGACACGAAGAGUUUGCACAUUCUUCCAACGGCCACAUGGGUUUUUCUCCAGGUGCCCAGUUUCCUUCCACAUUGCAGAGUUGUGUGAGUUGGUGGGCUAGCUGGCCCGUACAGGUGGGGAGUUAGGAGUGAAUAGGAACAACUAGAACAGAAUAGGAUCUGUGUGAACAGGUAGUUGAGGGCUAAUACAGACUCAAUGGGCCCAAUGUGUCAGUGCUUAAUCAACGUGCCUCUCCACAUUGGGCAGAAAACGCUCAUGUUAGUGAGGCUGUAAUUUUUAUUUUGCAAGAGGCUUUGAGAACAGCCUUUAAUCUUUUCCCCCAUCCAUCUGGUAAUUGCAAGUCUGAGCUCUGUCAAGGGAAGAGUGUUGGAUCGGACAUAUGAAUGACUUGGCCUGCCUACUGGAGCUCAGUGAGUGGAAAUACUGUAGGUCCUCUUUGCAGGGUUUAUUUAUUUAGAGAACAGGUCCUUCUAGGCCAACAAGCUGCAGUGCCAGCAGCUCACCUAUUUAACACCAGCCUAAUCACAGGACACUUCACAAUGAGCAAUUAACCAAAUAACCAGUACAGUCGACCCUCACUAAUCCGACUACCUGUAUUCCGGUUCCUUCGAUAAUCCGGCACUGAUUUCAAAUUUUCUGUGCAACUAUAAUUUCAAAUUUCCUGGGCCAAGGGAGGCCUCAGGAGAAAGAAAGGAGGGGGGCCUCCCGUCCCAUGAUCCUUUCCCUUCUCCAGCUCUGUAUCACUUUCGCCAAUCAUCUUUCCAGCUCUUAGCUUCAUUCCACCCCCUCCGGUCUUCUCCUAUCAUUUCGCAUUUCCCCCUCCCCCCACUACUUUCAAAUCUCUUACUAUCUUUCCUUUCGGUUAGUCCUGAUGAAGGGUCUCGGCCCAAAACGUCGACAUCGCUUCUCCCUAUAGAUGCUGCCUAGCCUGCUGUGUUCCACCAGCAUUUUGUGUGUGUUGUUGUGAGGAUUCCCUCAGUAACUGCGAUGAAGAGGGAAGAGCCCAGUGCCGAAUCCCCGGCUGACUGGCAGUCGUGUGAAAUGUGGUGUAUAGAAGACCUCCUUUCUCCGACUUCUGCUUCUGCUUUCCCAGAUGUGUUGCCACCAACAUCAACAGUUUUUGAAGAAACUGUUGUGCCAGUUUCAGCACCAGUUGCUGGUGCUUCACUCGUUUUUCAAAAUGAAGAUGUUGAUGAUCUUGACAACCCCACACUUGCAGACAUGUAACUUUGCCUGAAGGUAUAUUAAACAUCUCACUUUAGAAGCGGAAGUGUUCAACUGUUCUGUAUAAGUUAAUUCCUGUACAUUUACCUGUACCUUUUAUUUUACCUGUGCCUGUACAGUAUAUUACUUUAUUAAAAUUUCACUUACUACUCA
Messenger RNA from Hypanus sabinus (Atlantic stingray), 11966 nucleotides. RefSeq names its product cas scaffolding protein family member 4-like. Bases 256 to 2952 code for a protein of 898 amino acids. Gene Ontology annotation, molecular function: protein binding. Gene Ontology annotation, biological process: cell surface receptor protein tyrosine kinase signaling pathway; cell migration. Gene Ontology annotation, cellular component: plasma membrane; cytoplasm. Lineage: Eukaryota; Metazoa; Chordata; Chondrichthyes; Myliobatiformes; Dasyatidae. The record is from RefSeq and is a predicted model, not a curated record. The transcript has 7 exons.